Trichogramma pretiosum is the source of this 4251-nucleotide messenger RNA. Its product is annotated as dipeptidyl peptidase 9-like. Gene Ontology annotation, biological process: proteolysis. The transcript is spliced from 11 exons. Lineage: Eukaryota; Metazoa; Arthropoda; Insecta; Hymenoptera; Trichogrammatidae. The record is from RefSeq and is a predicted model, not a curated record. The coding region runs from base 458 to 3334 and encodes 958 amino acids. Gene Ontology annotation, molecular function: dipeptidyl-peptidase activity; serine-type peptidase activity.
CUAGCAGCAGGCGGUAGCAGAGAAAUUAUUAUCGAGACACAUCGCGAAAUCUUUUCGCGGCUCGGGCGUCAUCGCGUCACGCGCGAAUCUUUCGUAUCCGAAGCGCCCGCGGCGGCUCUCUCGUCUGGUCACUGGUGUGCUCGCGCAAUUCUAUUAUAAUCGGUUUCUAACCUAAAAAUAAAAGUUCGUGCGCGCGGGGGGGCGGGGGUGGUCUUCGCAGCACAUAUACAGAUACACAGACAGACAGAGCAGUGCGACGAGCAGCUCGACGCAGCGAGGCAACAGCAGCAGCAACACGACGACGAGCCGACCAAUCGGCAGUGAGCCUGGCAGAGCUGACACAAAAAUAAUUUAUCCAUUAUCGUUCUCCCUCGGAGGCCCUCGACGUCUUCUUUAUUAUUAUUUUGUAAAUAAAUCAUCCGACUGACAAGGAGAUAUAUACGUGAUAUAAUCGAGGAUGGACAGCAGCGCUGAUACUGUGCUCGACACCGGCGGCCUGGCGGUUGGCGACAUUCUGCUCGCCGAUCACAACAAUCAUCAUCACAAUCAUCACCACCAUCAGCUCAAUCAUCUUCAUCAUCAACUGCAGCCGUCGUUCAUUCAACAACAACAACAACAACAACCACAACCAGCAGCAGCAGCAGCAGCAGCAGCACCGCAGAACAGCGGCAGCAACUCCGAAUUCGCCAAUUGCUUCGCGACCGCUGCUGCUAGCUGCGAGUUCGUCAUCGGCGGCGACGAUCACAAUGAUCGUGUCAACAAUGCGACGACCUGCUUCGCGCCCGGCGGCCCGACGUCGUCUUCAUCCACGACGACGACGACGUCGACGACCGCGAACAGUGCCGACGGUGGCGGCAAGAAGACCUGGAACGAGCUGCGAGCCGCCGUGAGUGAUCUGCGCCGCAAAGUGUCCAGCCUAUCGUCCGGCUCCGUGCCUGGCUCGAUCAACUUCAGGUCGCUGCCUGAUGGCAGGAUAAGAAUAUACUUCUUGAGCACACCUAGCAACGCUUGGGAAAGAACAUUAUUGUAUGCGGAUGUGGCCCACUCGGAUCAUGCAAAUGGCUAUCGAUUGCAAUGGCAGCCCGUUCUUGAAAACAACUUCCAAUGGUUGAUAAAUUAUUUGCCAAUUAUGUCAAGUGCCAAUCAAUUAUCAAAAGAAGAACAAUUAUUAUGGGAACGAAAAAGAUUAGCAACCGGUGGUAUAACCAGUUACGAAAUACAUCCUGAGGGUGGGAAAUUAGUAUUUCCAGCAGCCAGUAGUCUUUAUCAAUGCAUAGAUACUGGUUUUAUGCCAGGACCGUUAUUUCCUUCAGAAUUGAGGAUGUCUACUUCAGGUGCCAAAUUAUGUCCACAAAUUUGUCCAUGGAACAAUGCUUUAGUCGCAUAUACUUGUGCCGGUGAUAUUCAUGUAUCCCACAGUAUAACGGGUUCAUCUGCCCGAUUAACAUAUGCCAAAAAAGGAGGUAAAAGUUUGGCUGAAGAUCCCUUAAGUGCCGGUACACCAUCUUAUGUAAUGCAAGAAGAGUUUACGAGAUAUAUUGGUUAUUGGUGGCAGCCAGUUUCACCAGAUGGAAUUUAUAGAAUACUUUAUGAAGAAGUAGACGAAAGCGAUGUCAAAAUAUUUUGUUUUCCUUCUUCUGACACUUCCCAAGAAGCCGAUGAAUUUAGAUUUCCACGAGCUGGCACAAAUAAUGCUAGAAGUAAUUUAAAAAUGGUCCAAUUCAAAGUUACUGACACUUAUCAAAUCACUGACAUUGAAACUCUUGAACUUCAGUACCCAUUACACAUUAUGUUUUCUUGGAUGGAAUAUAUGGUUAGAGCUGGUUGGACAAAAGAUGGAAAACAUGUUUGGGUCCAAUUACUUGACAGAAAACAGCAAAGACUUGAUCUUGUAUUAAUUUUGGUAGAUAAUUUUUGUGAGACUCCACCAAAUGUAUAUCUUUCUGAAAAUAGGUUUUCACCAUUAUCAGGCAGCAUUCAAGUAAUAUAUUCACAAAAAAAUAAUGUGUGGGUGAAUGUUAAUGAUUUAUUGUACUUUUUACCAUCUCGUGAUCCUGCAGAGGUUAAAUUCAUUUGGGGCAGUGAAGAAACUAAUUAUAGACAUCUGUAUCUUGUAACAGCAGGUAUAGGCGGAAUUGGAAAUGGCAUUGAAGAUACAACUGAAAAAAUGGAUUGUCUAUUUUUGCAACCAAGAAUACUAUCAAAAAUUGCCUUAACUAGUGGUAAUUGGGAAGUUCUUGGAAAAGAAAUAUGGGUUGACGAAGCUAAUUGUAUUGUAUACUUUGUUGGUAUGAGGGAAGGUCCCUUAGAACAGCAUGUAUAUGCUGUUUCUUUGCAACGUCCUUUAGAGAUACGAUUACUUACAAGGCCUGGUUACAGUUAUACUAAUGUAUAUUUCAAUCAGGAAUGUACAAUGAUGGUCGCUGUUUAUAGUUGUAUAAAUUCUUUGCCUGCUUGUCAGGUUUUCAGAAUAUCUCAUUCUGACUGGACUGUGGAAAAUAUUUCUUUAACUCCUGUCGGAUUUUUACUUGAACCAUCCGCACCAGAAUCAAAUGUUUUUAUCCCAGAAUUAUUUAGCUACAAAAUUUCUUCAGGAGAUGUAAUAUAUUCAAUGAUUUUUAAACCACACAAUUACCAACCUGGAGUAAAAUAUCCCACAGUUUUGAAUGUUUAUGGUGGUCCUGAGGUACAACUAGUAUCAAACACUUUCAAGGGGAUGAGAAAUUUAAGGAUGCACAUGUUAGCAGCCCAAGGGUACUGCGUAGUGCUGAUUGAUUCUCGUGGUUCGCAUCAUAGAGGCCUAAUUUUCGAAAGUUAUAUACAAGGCAAAAUGGGAACUGUAGAACUUGAUGACCAAGUUGAAGUACUUAGAUGGCUUGCUAAUACAACUGGUUGUAUUGAUAUGAAUAGGGUUGCUAUUCAUGGGUGGUCAUAUGGUGGAUACUUGAGUUUAAUGGGUCUGAUCCAAUAUCCUGAUGUUUUCAAGGUUUCAAUUGCUGGAGCUCCAGUAUCUUCAUGGUACUACUAUGAUACAGGCUACACUGAACGAUACAUGGAUCUACCUCAAUCCAAUGUGAGUGGCUACAUGGCGGGCGACAUUUUAAAUUACGUAAACAAAUUCCCCGAUGAAGAAAAUCGGUUACUCAUAAUUCACGGUCUAAUCGACGAAAAUGUUCACUUUUAUCAUACAAGUCAGCUGAUUAACGCAUUAGUGAAAAUGGGAAAACCAUAUCAACUACAAAUUUAUCCUAAUGAAAGACACAGUCUUCGAAGUUUGGAUGCAAGCAAACAUUAUGAAACGACGCUAUUGUCGUUUUUACAAAAUAAUUUGUAAAUCUGUUAACAAAUGAAACUAGCUUUAUAUUGAAUCAAUGAAAAGAGCACAAAUAAGUAUAAUUGUUAAAAUGAAGAUGAUAACAAAGUUGCAAGCCUAAGCUACCAACUGCCGGUUUUAUACAUGUAUAUAGUAUAUGAAUGUACAAGCAUUCAACUUUUAUGAUUUUUUUUCUUAAUUGUUACUGCUGUCUUAAAAAGAUACAAUUUAGAGUGACUUGUAAGCAAAGACGAGAUUUUUAAAAAGACUAACAGUAUUACAAACUUAAACGAAGAUUUAUGUUUGCUACUGUAAAUUUACAAAGCUUUCAAUCAUCUUCAGUUGUUUUGAAAUUUUUACAAGUAAUUUUGAACUUUUAAAUAAUGUAUAUACUUGUAAAUUUUAUCGUUAAUACUGAUAAUGUGUAAUAGUUGAUGAAAUAUUUAAUUUGUUUUGUGAAUUUUGUUCAAGAUAUGAUUAAUGCAAAUGAAUUCAUUUGAUUUUUUUAAAAACUAUCUAAAUUAUAAGCGAUGGGCAAUACUCACAGUUAUUUCUGUAUAUUACAUAAAUGAAAGUAGCAAUUUUAUAAAAUAAUUUAUAAAUACAUUUAUAACUUAUAAAUUUAUAUAUUUAUAAAUUUAUAAAUUUUAAGUAUCAAUUAUAAAUAUAAUAGUCAUGUAUAGCUAAAAUUGUAUUUAUUUUGCAAUACGGUCACAUAUAAUCUUAUAUCAACUAUAAUACAUUCAUAUAAGAUUAUUUUGAUCAUCUGUGCAUUCUUGUAAUUUUUAUAAUUUUACAGUUCUGUCAGUUAUUAAACAUGUAUUUUUGGUAGGAAGAGCAAAUAUAUUUGCAAUUUCUUUGUUGAUUUAUGUGUUUGAAGCAGGUUGAUAAUUACAUGAUUCACUAUUAAUAAAUUAACUAUUUUAUGAAAUAAAAAA